AUGGGCUUCAAGCGGAAGAGACCAAACACGCAAGAGAAAGAGAAGAAGGAGAUCUCGACACAGAAGAAUUUAAUGCAACCCAUAGAGUAUGUGGAGACGUCCCUUGACGAAUACGGCUGGAAGCCUGUGCCCUUCGACUCCAAAACUUUCGGAUCGUCUUGUAACCUCAUGGGAAUUAUGUCGAUAUCGAAGAUCGAGGGCGACGAGGCAGAGAAACUCUUGCGGAAGUACGAGAAAUCCAAGGAGAAGCUGACGAAGCUGCAAGAUAAGGGCAAGAGCACCAACAAGAAAGCAGCUCCAACGCCGGGGGAGGACCCAGCGCGUCGAAAGGGGGGGCAGAAGAAGCAGGAAGUAGCUAAUGAGGCGAGAGAGAGCAGUAUUCUCAAGAAGAAGAAGAAGAAGAAGAAGAGGCAGCAGGCUGACGUAGCCGCUGGAGGUCCAGGUGAAGCCGUGGAGGGUCAAGGGGAGGAGGAGGAGGAUCAUGAGGGUAACGAGGAGGUUGAUGUCAGCGAACAGACGCCGAAGAUCGCAGAUGAAGACUACGACGACCAAUGGGAGUACGAGGAAUGGAACUGCGUCAUGUUGCGCAAGUGCCUAGUGAAGGCGCUCAAGGAGCAGGGGUUCGAGCAGCCGACGGCGAUCCAAGAGCUUGUCAUCCCUGCUGCCAUGGCCAAGCGUCAGGACAUCUUCGGUGCUGCAGAGACAGGCUCGGGCAAGACGCUUGCCUUCGCACUCCCCAUGCUCCAGCGCAUCCUCGACAGCCACAACUUCUCGGGGAUCGACGCGAAGGAGCGGAAGCUCGCCGGGCUUGUGCUGUCCCCCACGCGAGAGCUGGCGAUUCAAGUGCGCGAUCAUAUCGUAGCAGCGGCGAGAUUCACCAAGAUCAAGGUGGUGGCUGUUGUCGGCGGCCUCUCCAUGCAGAAGCAGCAGCGCCAGCUCGCCAUGCACCCGCACAUAGUCGUCGGCACUCCCGGGCGACUGUGGGAGCAGAUGCGACUGGGGAACGAGUACCUGCGGGAGCUGAACAUGCUGCUGUGCCUUGUGAUCGAUGAAGCAGACAGGAUGAUGGAGACAGGUCACUUCCAAGAGCUCGAGAACAUCCUCAACCUGCUCCCUGACCUCGACCCGAAGGCGAAGCAGAAGAGGGAGUCCAACGAGGAGGAGGAGGAGGAGGAGAUAACGUCAUUCCAAGCGACUAAGGGGAGCAAACUGCAUGCUCAGAGGCAUUACAGGAGGCAGACGAUGAUCUUCUCUGCCACCCUCAUCAAGGACAUCCAGUGGAGAAGCACCAAGAAGGUCAAGCGCAAGGAGAAGCGGAAGCAACCAGAGACCUCAGCUGACGUCAGGCGGCAGUCCAUCGAGCGCCUGAUUGACAGGCUGCAGCUGCCAGAGGAGCCAGUCAUCUUCGACCUGACGCCGUCUGGGAAGGUGUCAGAGAAGAUCGCGCAGUACCGUGUGGAGUGGCGGGGCCGCGCCAUCCUCUUCAUCAACGCCAUAGGAGAGGCGAGAAGGAUCGCAAACCUCCUGAACCUCCUCCGCAUCCGAGCUGUCCUCCUCCACUCGGGGCUGCAGCAGCGGCAGCGGCUCAAGAACCUGGAGACGUUCAAGCAGGACGCUUCCUCCGUCCUCAUCGCCACAGACGUUGCUGCUCGUGGCCUCGACAUCCCGCAAGUUUCUGUUGUCUUGCAUUUCCACGUGCCCAAAGUUCCCUCGCUCUACAUCCACCGAUGCGGCCGCACGGCAAGAGGACGCGCGGAGGAAGGAAUGAGCAUCAUGUACGUCACUCCACAAGAGCAGGUUCACCUGCAGAAGAUUGUUGACUCGACCGGUUUCGAGAUUCCUCUGCGAGAUGACGACGAUGUUUACUUGACCUCCGCUCAGAAGCGCGUUCAUGCUGCCAAGAAGCUCGAGGCGGAGCUGAACAAGAGCGGGAGGGAAUCGAGGGACAGCAGCUGGUUGCGGCAGCAAGCGCAGGCGAUGGAAAUCGACAUGGAGGAGUCGGACGGGGAGGACGAGGAGGUGAUGAUACAGAAGAGAAGCGCGACGCAAAAGAUCCGGCAGCUUCAGGAGCAGCUCGAUCGCUUGCUGGAUGCUCACGUCCUACCCAAGGGCAUUUCCCCUCGCUUCAUCGCAGGGUCGCAAGCGGCUCACGCUGGACUGCCAGAGAUGCUGACGCACGGGGCGAGGAUGGGGAGCAUCAAGUACGCGGACGGCAAGCGAGUGCACAGGAAGAAGAGGAGGAGAUGA
Messenger RNA from Guillardia theta CCMP2712, 2247 nucleotides. RefSeq lists its product as hypothetical. The transcript is spliced from 6 exons. The record is from RefSeq and is a predicted model, not a curated record. The coding region runs from base 1 to 2247 and encodes 748 amino acids. NCBI's taxonomy places the organism in Eukaryota, Cryptophyceae, Pyrenomonadales, Geminigeraceae. Gene Ontology annotation, cellular component: nucleolus. Gene Ontology annotation, molecular function: nucleic acid binding; RNA helicase activity; ATP binding.